CCGGAUGACUGCACAAUAACAUGGCGAAUAUUAAUUCUAUCGGCCAAAUUAUUGGCAAAAUAUAACGAAAAUAACAUUAUUUUUCACAAUACAGGAUUUUAAACCAUCAUAAAUCGAUUGUCAACGAAACGGCCUAUUAUUUAGAGGGUAUGGAUUCCCUUAAUUGAUUCAGAGAUGGGUUGAUUUAGUGAAAUGUAAACGCUUCUUCAAGUGACUAGAACAACAUCGGCGGCAUGUUACGUUUAACUCUUCAAAAUAUAUAACUCACAACUAGAUUAUAACUCAAAACUAGUCAAAGAUGGCCAAAAAACCGGACGGAAGAACUUUUAAUGUCAGCGUUAUUGGGUUAUCGGGAACGGAGAAAGAGAAAGGUGCAUACGGGGUCGGGAAAUCAUGUUUGUGCAAUAGAUUCAUCCAUCCAGAGGCAGAUAAGUACUAUAUGGAACAUAUCUCCGUGUUGAGUCAGUCGGACUUUGGCGGGAGAGUGAUUAACAAUGAUCAUUUCCUGUACUGGGGCGAAGUUACGAAAACAGACGAGGGGAAUAAUUUCACAUUCCAUGUGAUUGAGCAGACGGAAUUUAUAGACGAUGUGUCGUUUACACCGUUUAAAACUGGGCGUACAGAUCCCUAUACUAAGCGCUGUGUACAGACGAAAGUGCAAUCAGCGGAGAAACUGAUGUACAUAUGCAAAGACCAGCUUGGCAUGGAAACAGACAGUGCAUAUGAACAGAAGCUAAUGCCUGAUGGGAAAAUGAACAUUGAUGGUAUCGUCUGCUGUUUUGAUGUUAGCAAAGUAGCGGAAAGGAGUCUUGAGAAACAGGUCGAAUUCUGCGUCGUCCUUUUAAAUAAUGCCAUGAAAACAAAAAAGCCUAUUGUCGUUGUAACAACAAAAACAGACUCGAUCGACGUGGAAUAUGCUAAGGAAGUUGAAAAAUUAUUAACUAGAAAAGAAUACAAAAGUAGCAUUCCUUUGGUUGAGACGUCUGCUCAUGAUAAUGUGAACGUAGAGGCGGCAUUUUUGUUAUUAGGUCACAUGAUGAUGGAUAAGUCAAAGGCACGGACUAAAGUUAUUCCAUUUAGCGAGGCUUCAAAAGCGCGCAAAGAAGUAAUGGAAGUGGCCAAGGAGGCUUUUAGAAAUCUUUUACGUGUGAAAAUAACUGAUUCCAAAAUUAAUUGGGCUAGUGCAAGAAAAAAGUUAGAAAAGGAAUCGGAUUACCUUCAUUAUGUGGAUUUAUUCGGGACGGACAAAGCGCGGGGCCUAGUCAGACAGCAUACUCGGCAUUUACGAGAGGAACUGAUAAAGCAAAAACAGAACUUGUUCCUGAAACGCCUUCCUGAUGUUCUAGCCCACUUUCUGCCCGAUUUAGAAACCAUCGGAGAUAGGAAAAGCUGGACAGCAUGUCAGAGUCAGAUGAUGCGGGACGAUGACUUUGACUCAUUCUUUGUUAAGGUGUGCGAAGAUGGUGAGAAAUGGACGACAACAGAUUUUGUCGAUGAUGUACAGGAAAAUCGUCUUCCCUUAGACCUACUUUCUUCCGCGGAGGCAGAAACCUGUUUUCUGAAUCAUGUAAAUGCUCUGCAGGCAGCUCGCAGGAAAGAAGAAUUAAAGAAUGAAUUUUGGGCAUUAUUAGAAAAGAAUAUCGAUAAGCCUGGUGGAUUAUUAAGUGACCAUUAUACAUUAUUUCUUGGGAAAGAGAGUUACACCGGUUUACAUGAACAUGAACGGCAACAGGUGUACGAGGAAUUUCAACGACAGCUGAAAAAUAGACUGCGUAUAGAGUUUCAAGAACUUUUAUGGGAACGACCCAGUGUUUUCCGAAAUCUCAAUUUGAACCAAAAUCUAACUGAAGAUGAUCUCAAUGUUAUUUAUAAUUCUUUGAAUGAUGACCAAAGAUUUAGAAAGUUUCAUAAGCUGGAAGAUGAUAGGAAAGUAAUGCUGUUGAAUCAUGUUGUGUUCCUAGAGAAACCCUCCGUGGAUCGGUGCUUUUUUCACACGUCUAUGUCGGAGGACUGCACGUGUGCAGAGUGUCAGGUGUCAAAUAUUUUGAGAAACGAGCGACGUCUUGUGCCUAAUGGGAGGAGUAUGUGUAUAGAUGAUGAAUAUAAAGUUGCCCACCGAGUUUAUAGUCUUGACUAUCGACCUAUAGAAGGAAAUGUGACAGAUGAAGGCAACUCAUUUAUAGCACCUAACUUUAAACCACAUGGUUGCAUUUGUGUAUACAACUCUAAGGAGUCAUUAGAAUACAUUCGCUCAAGUAUUCUGAAGACUCUGGAAGCCGGCAACCAGGCCUUGAUUGGUCUCCCCUUAGUUAUAAUGCUAGCAUAUGAGCCAUAUACGAUAAAAGAGGUCAACUGCCUUAGGGAGGAUGGGAAAGUCCAAGCUAGAAGUUUUCAAUGUGAGUUUGUUGACACCCCCGAUGAAGACCUAGCGGAGAAGUUAAAGUUUUAUCCGGAACAGAUUGAGCAAGCCUUGAACAGCAUAAUUCGUGGACCGGGACAGUCAGUUGGAGAGAGAAUUAUGGAAGACACGGAACCAGAUCUGAGGAUAUUACUGUGCAUGAUGUGCUCGGAUCCGUUUCCCAUGUCAUUGCCGUUACAGCCGUUUCUAAACGAGUCUUCAUUCGUCGUGACAUCUGAUCCGGAAACGUCCUCGGUGUCACCGGAAGAGGAUAAUGUGUUUACUAUAGACAUGAAUCUGGAGUACUCGAAACAGAAAGUUGAAAUCACUGUAACAUCUUAUCACGGUGCUCAUUUACUAUUACAAAGGGAAUAUAUCUAUCAUGGUUUUAUUCUUGUGUACUGUCCAAAAAGGAGGGCAUCUUUAGCUUCCUUAAAGGCAUUUGCAGAGACAGUAAACCCCGCCUACAUGUUGUUUCUAGCCAUCCCUGAAGGCGGAGCUAGCAGAUAUAAUAUGAAUGAACAUAGUCAAGGAAUGAAAGAUGGAAAAGAACUCGCCAAAAAAUUAUCAGUAUCUUACUCCCAGUUCUCCCAGAACUUCAAAACCCAAACUGCUAGCCAGAUAUAUGAGAAGUUUCUACACGAUGUUUGGGAACAUAGAGAGGAGGUUGAAGAAGACAUGUAUGAGGAGGAACGGAGCCCACCGCCAGCCUACGAUGCCAACUUUCAGCGCCCACCAGCACCCUUACCUAACCAGUUCCAGACUAACAAAAGUACAUCAAGUAAUAGUCAAAGCACUGAGGAUUCCGAGCCAUUGUAUGAUCAACCUCACGUGUUACAUCAUCACUCUGACAGCGAGAGAGCCUCGUCUCCGUCCCCACCGCCCCUGCCCAGCUCAAGCCCGCCACCCACACCAGUUGAACCUCCAUUCUAUAGAAAUGAUCAUGAAUUGGUGAAACCAAGCAUGUUAAAGGAAAAAAGAAAUCAAUAUGCAGGCCAGGUUCGUGACCAGUAUCGAAAAUCAUUCCCGAUUGGGGAAUGUGAAUUGAUGAAAAUGCGUAGUGGGAUGAGUCAAAGCUUGACCGAGCAUCUUGACUCCGAGGCUGGUGCCUCGCCUCGUUAUCAGUUCAGGAAGUCCAGAAGUAUGAAACUUGCAGUGAAGGAUGAGGUGGAAGCCUGGGCAAUAAAUGAGCCAAAGAAAUCAGCAAAGUCAGGGAUCUACAACAGCCAAGGGAGGCGAUCUCAUGAAUCACCGUAUGACAAUACGGAGCAUGCUGGUCACGAUGACGACGAGGAGGUGGUUUGGUCUCACAACAAUUUGUACGAAAGGUCAUCGUUCGUGUCCCAACAAUCAAGUGCCAAAAAUAAGUCCUCAUUAUUUGCGCAGUAUGCAUUGCCGCAGCGACCUGGAAGCACUAGGGGCGGACGUGUGACUGCUCCCCUCGCAUUACCGGAGAAAAUUGAAAUCUCAGAAGUUUACGGAACUGUCAAGGAUGCCUUGAUACCAGACAGUGAUUAUGCCCUCGUUGAUGAUGCUUUACCACAAGGAAAAAUUCACCGAAUCAAAUCUACGUCACGGAAAAAUGAGAAAGGUACAGAUUCGGAAGAGUCAGAGUUCAGUUCCCUUGAACGCGACAAAAAUAAAGACAUUUACUCAAAGGUGAACCGGAAACCAACGCCUCACAAAAAGAAGCAUAAACACCGGAACCAGGAAGGGCCGUAUAUAACCCAGAUAAAUAUAGAACAUCCACAUCAACUCGGAGAACAGCCUUUAGAACAUACUGGUCGAGGAAGAAGUAAUUCGCCUUCGGAGGAUAGUGCGGGAACGGGAGACGAGUUACAACCAGGGACGAGAGUUAAACGUCGUUCCAUAAAGAAGAAGAUGAGUUCUGGAGGUAGCGGGACCCAUCUGUCGGAUAGUGAUCUACAUUCAUCUCUUCACGGAUUAAGCAUGAAUGAUGAAGAUGAGGCUGGCAGCACUGAGGUCCUUAUUCAUAAGGUGGCAAGUGAAGACAAUGACCUUGACCUGAAUGAGAGCGGGACUUGGAAUACAUGGUUUAAGAAGAAGCAGGGGAAAGAUCCGAUGAAAACUUUGGAGAAACGGAAACAGGAUGAAGAGAGAAGGAGGCAGAGAGAAAAUGAAAAGAAGCAGAAAGAGCAGCAAAAGUUGCAGAAGAAGAUCAAGAAGAAGGACAGUAAAGCCGCCGGCCAAUCAGAGAGCGGCAUUAGUCUCAGUGACUUCUCCAUGUCUCCAAAUAACCCGUCUGUGCCUCAAUUCAUAGAGAAAUGUGUCGAAUUCAUCGAAUCAGAAGGUUUACAUGCAGAAGGUAUUUAUAGGAUACCUGGAAAUAAAGCUCAAGUUGACCUCCUUACUACCAAAUACAAUGAAGAUUCCAAUAUAGACAUAUCAAGUCUGGAUAUUCAAGUGAAUGCUGUAGCCACUGUUCUGAAGGCAUUCUUCGCUGAUUUAACAGACCCCCUCGUACCCAUGUCAUUAUAUGAUGAACUGAUUGAAGCCUCAGAGCGUACAAAGGACUGUUUAGACCCAGGGGUUGUUGACAAGAGUAGCAGAAUUAUAGCUUUACGGGGAGUCUUCCUAAAGAUGCAUCCCCUUAACUUUGAAGUCCUUAAAUUUCUUAUAACUCAUUUACACAAAGUUAGCAAAAAUUAUGAUCAAAAUAGCAUGGACUCGAAAAACUUAUCAAGAUGCUGGUGGCCCACCUUAUUUAGAAUGGAAUUUGACUCGUUUGAGAAAAUGACAAAAUACUCGCGAAUACCGGAAGAAAUUCUACAAACCUUGAUAGAACAAUGUAGUUUCUUCUUUCAUAGUGGGAAUGAAAUAUGAGAGUGACUGAAUAGUAGUAUGUCUUAGUCAACCAGGAAAACAAAAUACGGAGAGAGAAAUACGUCCAUCUUUGUAAAUGAUUUUGCUGACACGGUAGGAACAGCUUCGUAUUUGGAAACGGCCAGAAAGAAAAUCUUACUUAUAAAAGCUGAAAUAGAUGGACAGGUGCAAUGCCUACGUAAAGAAAAAAGUAGAAUGAAAAUGAGCGGUGGAUAGUCACCUUAAAGACAAUAUAUGAAGACUGAAGUUUUCGCUGUCAAGAUUCGAUACCAGUGAUUUAAGUUUGGAACGUAAGGGGGCAGGAAAAUAUAAUUACAAAUCGUGUUAAAUCAGCAAAGUGAACAGAACAAGUACACGGUGAUGAAAAAUGAAUUUUUUUUGGUAUUUAAUUAGAACAGUUUAAUCAAGUGCUAUAUUUGUUAUUGAUUUGUUUGUAAUUUUUUUGUUUGUUACUUUUCUUUUUUUUAAGGUCAUACUCUAAACCGUUGGUGUUUAAAACUUUGAGAAGUCAUUCAUUGUUUGAAUAUUCAUUUUCUAAGGUCAUAGAUAUCUUACAUUGAAUUUUUUAAAAUCAUCCAUGGAACCAUUUCUGUUUAAUCAUAAUAAAUAAUAUAGUAAAGUCGGGCCUUAAAAUCUUUUCUUCUUUUAUUUUAGUUUGACUUUCGCUUUAAUUCGUAAAAAAGCUUGUGUCAAAUUUUACAAAAAUGAAAACUAAAAAUUACAAAAAUGUGUCUUUGAGGCAAACAUACUGCAUUAGCCUUUAGUCUACAAAUCAUUUUUGUAACCAUCAUAAAAUACUUCAUUAUGAUUCAGAUUGUUUAGGGUGUUAAGUAUAAACAUAAAGAUAAACAUUUCACUAUCACAAUACAUUAUGAUACUUUAUUUAGUGUCCCAUACUCAUUAUAAUGGGUUUUAUUUUUACAAGGCAAACUUCUAAGAAAAUGUUUUAAAGAAUUUAUUUUUUUGUUUCCAAAAAUUUAACCAGUCUACAAAAUUUGUCAUCUGAUUGGCUAAUUCAAAUUUGAAAUUUAAAUUCAACCAAUUGCAGAGUCACAAGAAGACUGGUUCUCAAAAAUCAUUGACUUGAUUUAAAGAUAUUUUUUAUUGUCAUGCAAUUUAUUCCUAUUCUGUUCAGAGAAAAAAGAUAGUGCAGUUCAUCUAUGUAUCAAGGAGAGCAUCUUUAUUUUUAAAGAAAUACAUAUAAAAAAGUGUGAAGAAUUUUCUGUCCACCUCAAGAAUUUUCUUGCUUAUCAUUUUAUAAAACUUCUAUCAUUGCAUUAAUGGAUUUGUAUGAAAUAAAAUGAAUUACUAAAUCUCAUAUUAUACUUGUCAAGCUCUAUGUCACUUGUCAGAAAUUGUUUCAUUUCCUGACAAUUACCUUAGAAAUUGUCAUUUGUCAGAAAUUGUUUCAUUUCCCAGCAAUGACCUUGACCUGAUGACAAAUUGUUUCAUUUCCUGACAAUGACCUUGAAAAUUGUCAGUUGUCAGAAAUGGUUUCUUUUCCCGACAAUGACCUUGAAAAAUUGUCAGUUGUCAGAAAUGGUUUCUUUUCCCGACAAUGACCUUGAAAAUUGUCAGUUGUCAGAAAUUGUUCCAUUUCCUGACAAUGACCUUGACCUUAAAAAAUAUAUGUGUUGUUUAGUCAGAGAUCAUGUGUUCAUUGCUGUUUUAAAUGUUGAUAAAUAUAUCAUUGUGUACAUAUAUAAUGUUUUAUAUCACUGGAUAUUUGUAACAUACUUUAAGUGUAUAUUGUUACUUGUAUAUGCGUAUAAAUGAAUGAUAUUUUGGAUGGCUUUUUAAAGUGAUGGCUUGGAAAAUAAAACCUUAUUGGCAAAGGUUAUGCUUUUUUUAGAUUUUUAACGAGAAAUCUGUAAGUUUUGAGCUAAGCAAUUUCACCACAAAGAAAGAUAGUUUCGUAUUUUGGUGUUGAAAAUAGGUUUGUAGUCUAGUUCAUUGAGCAAAAGCUUACAAAAGUUUUAAAAUUGCAGUCCAGUCUUUUUCACUCGAGCAUAUGAUUGGUUGGUUCUGUGUACAGAGUUUGAAAUUGACCAAUAGAAGGUUUGCAACUUUAAGACUGGUUUAGAAUUACGAUAUGUUUCUUUGAUUUUUGUUCUUGAUAAUAUUGUGUCAUAAAAAUGCAGGAAUUCAAUUUAAUUGAUAUAAAUGAAGUGAUUAUAAUAAUCAGAAAACAAUCAACUGUAGACGGAAGUAUGACAUAGUGACAAGUUACUUUGAAUUGUAAAUCCUAUAAUUUGAUAUGUCCCCAUAAUAUUAUAGGGAGAUCAACAGAUUUAUCAUCUUCACUUUGGUGCAGAAGUGUAAUAACGCCAUUUGAUAAAAACAAUAUUACACAAGUAUAAUAACAAUUUUGACGUUAUGUCACUUGCGUUAUAUUCAAACAUUGUUAAAUCGUGCUAAUGUUAGGGUUACACUAAAGGCGUGUCAAUGAAAAACAACUCUUUUUAACAGAAAACCAUUCUAGUUUUGGAUAUGUGAUAAAUAGAAUAUUAAAUUGAUAGAUUCAAUAUUAAAAUUUUUUCAACUUUGGAAUAAAAACAAUAUUAUGCUCGCCAGAGGCUCGCAUAACAUGACUUUAUUCAACUCAUUCAAUAUAUUUAGUUAUGUACAUGUAUUACAUAUUUCUAUGAUUAUUUUUUAAUGCAAUAUACUAAGAAUUGAUGAAAUAUUGGAGGAUGGGGGAAGGUGGGGGACAAAAUUUUGUCUUUUAUUUGUUACUUGAUAAAAAAGUGACGAAUAUAAUGAAUUUUAACCAGCUUAUUUAUAAUGUUGUUAAUAGUAGGUCCAGGGCACCUAGAAUUGUUCCAACGCCUGCCUACUAUUUGUUAGCAGUCUAUUUAGAUUUUGGGAUUUUCAGUUUUAUUAUUUUUCAUAAAAUUAUACUAUCGAAUAUUUUCAAAUCUAUCACACAAAAUUUAGUGUGGGUUAGGGUGUACACAAAUUGUAAUAUUGGAAGAACAUACACUUGAACUAAAUGUAUUUUGACAUAUAUGCCACAAUUUCUAGGUGGUUAUGUUGUGGCAUGUAUGAUUUUUUUUGGGGUGUUGGGGAAGGUACAAUGUAUUGAUUUUUUUAAUGCAGAAUCAGUAGAAUAAUACGUUAAAAGAAGGUUUCCUUUUUAAUCGUUUGAGAUCUGAUAUUCUUGUUAAGUUUUAUUCAGUUUACAUGUUUCUUUAUUCUACACAAAUAAUGAGGGAGAGUUAAAAAUCUAUCUUAUAAAAAAUAACCACAAAUAAUGUUUUAUUUACAGUUUUUAAAAAAUUUUCACAAUCAAGUGCUUCACAUUAUAAUUGAGCCGUGUCGCAACAAAACCAACAUAGUGCGUUUGCGACCAGCAUGGAUCCAGACCAGCCUGCGCAACCGCGCAGUCUGAUCAGGAUCCAUGCUGUUCGCUAUCAGUUUCUCUACUUGUAAUAGAGUUGGUAAGCGAACAGCAUGGAUCCUGAUCAGGCUGCACGGACGCGCAGGCUGGUCUGGAUCCAUGCUGGUCGCAAACCCACUAUGUUGGUUUUGUCAUGACACGGCUCAAUUAUGGUUUUUUGGGGGCUUGUUGCACGACUGUUGUGGUAGUAUGUCAGAUACAAGAAGAUACAAUAUGUUUUGUUUUUGUUUUGCUUGAAGCCCUCGUGUUGUUUACACGACGAGUCUUUGAAUGGAAUUUAUCCUUGUAUGCGUUUGUAAGAUUUUACAUGUAUAAAAGAGUUUAUUACUAUGAUUAUACAGUGAAUGUACUUUGUUAUCUAUGUUUUUUUUUCUUAGUUAUUUAUUCUAGGUUACUAUUACAAUUGUAUCUUCUUUUUUUUGUAUAAUUUGAGAGAUUUUUAACCUAGGCAUGCAUAAUGACGGUAUAUCUACGUAUAUAUACAUAUUAUAUAAAACAGUUGUUUCCCCUUUUUAAUUAUUGAGUGUGUGCUAUAUAGUUAAACCAGACAGCUUUCUAUGAGGAAAAAGGGUAUGUAACUGUGAAACAAAAUGUCCCUAUCUGACAUAGUAUCUGCCUUUAUAACUCUUUGUUUUAAAAAUAAUGAUAAUUGUACUUCACUUGCUGUGUACGAGGUUACGACCCCUUGUUUUCUAUUUUUAGAAUCACCAGAACUGAAAAGUUCAGGGCGAUUAAUUAUAACCUCUGGCUUCAAAUCUCGCCCUAAAUUCUUUAUUAGAUUAUUUUAGAUUUUGAUAUUUACCGGGACAUAAAUCAUUUCCGGGACAGACACCUUAUUUCCGGGACAGUCCGGGACUUAAUGGCAUGUAUGCUUUAUGAUAUUGAAACUGUUCAGUUUGCAUACAAGUUUUGUAGGUCUACCUAGAGUUGUUUGCUUAAUCCUGAAAUAAAGUACAUGAAAGAUGGAUUGGGAUGGGGGACUCCAAGUCUUUCUUCACCGAUAUAUACAUACUUAUCCAAACUGUAAUCCUUUGAAAAGAGUAAAAAAAUCAACCAGAAAAAACAACAACAACAACAUUUGUUUCACAGUUUCAUACCCAUUAGAUAAGAACCCAUGCCGUAUUGUUGAAUAACUGCUCAAUUUUGGCUGAAUAUACGAUGUGCAAUUUGAUUUUUUUAUGCGGCUUUAUAAAUAAUGAAUUUCACAACUAUAUUGAAUUCUGUCACUUGAGUGAACUAAUGCUUUUAUUUUCAUGGAAGCUGAAUUCCUACAUAAUAUCUUUUGAAGUAGAAAUGAUAAAUCUUUGUAUUUCAUGAAUCAAUCGUCAGAUUUAAUUAUAACUAACUAGUACCCAUAGUUUUUGGGGUUGUGAUUUUAAAACUUGGAUGGCAUUAGGGGGUUGACUUCGAUUAAGGAAUUACAAACUUAAUAUUAUUCAGAGUGUGUACAAACAGAAAAUUCGGGAAAGGUCAUUGAUCAGUCUCUACAUUGGGGUUGGUGUGAAAUAUUUCUUACUCGUUUAUUUCAUUUUCAUCACAGCUGUUUUCUUUUUCUGUCUUUUUUUCAUUAAUUUUGAAUUUUAAACAUUCAUGUUGAGAUUUUUGUAAUGAAGUGUCCUAUAAAUUGGUAAAGUGAUGUGUUUUAAUAAGCCCUACAUGUAUACCAAUAUAAGUAUGAACAAUAAGUGUGACCUGAUAUAUAGAAUAGGGGCCAAAAUAAAUGUUUGUAACGAAAGGAAAUCAGUUAACCCUUAAUACACUAAAUAUCUUAAAUGGACUUGUCCUAUAAUUCAAUCUGGACGAAACCAUUCAUCAUUUUUAAGGGAAAUGGGUAUUGACAGAAUAGCCAGCAGUGCGGACCAUUAUUAGAAAGCAUGGUUAUGCCGGCUGAUCUUGGUCUGCACUGGUUGCAUGGGUAGAUUCAGUUGCCGUCUGGAGGCAAAGGGUUAAAAAAAAAAUAGGCUUUUUGCGUUUUCUUUUUGUAGAAGAGUUUCUUGCGACCAUUUUUUUUGUGUAGAUAUUUUUCAAGUGUGAGGAAGAAAAUCUUGAUUUUCUAUUUUAUACUAAUAUACUAAUCAGUAAAAUCAGGUACCUGUAUGUGUAUUUUAAUAUAUACAUGUAUACCUGGUGAAAUACAAGGUUUCAUUGAUGAGAUAUAAGGCAUCUCAUAUCACUAACUGUUAAAUUUUUCAUUCCAUUAACUAUGGAAUUAGGAUAAUUUAUUUGAAAUGAUGGAAUUUGGAUAAUUUAUUUAAAAUGAUGGAAUUAGGAUAAUUUAUUUGAAAUUAUGGAAAUUGAAUGAUAUUUUUAAUGAUGGAAUUAUGAUAAUUUAUUUCAAAUGAUGGAAUUUGGAUAAUUUAUUUCAAAUGAUGGAAUUAGGAUAAUUUAUUUCAAAUGAUGGAAUUAGGAUAAUUUAUUUGAAAUGAUGGAAUUAGGAUAAUUUAUUUGAAAUGAUAAUUCAAAAUUUCUCUCUCCUUCAAAUCAAUAAUAUACUUUCUUGUGAGAAUUCAUAGUUUCUAUCAAACAUUUUGAUAUAUUUUAUUAUACAAUUUUCACAAUUAUAUUGACAUUUAUGAGGACAUCAGAUAACUAUUUCUGUUUAUAUAAUUCUACAAGAGCCCUAAAUGUCUUAGAUAUGUUUUAAGUAUAUUUUCUGCCUUAUUGUAUUAAUGAAGUAUUUAUAGGAUGUUGAACUAGUAGGGUAUUUAUUUCUGUGUGACUUUCUUUUAUAUGCUGAAUCCCAGAAAAUAGAACAAGUGUAUUACUCAAGUGCUGCAUGUAAAGAGGAUAUAAAAAAACAUAUGUUCUGGAUACAGUCAAAAGCCAACAUUUAAUAUUUUAAAACAUUAUUUGUCUCAUUUUCUUAGCAGAUGAUUCAACAAUAUAAAGUUCUCAAAAAGGAUUUUUUAUUUCACUUUAAAAAAAUGGUUUGAAACUUCAUCAUAUUUUUUUACCAAGAUUUUCAAUUGCUUUUAACUGUGAUAAACUGCAAUUUAAUAUUGCUCUGCACAGAAAUAUUCUUGGCUAUUACCUACUUAUUCAGAUACUCUUGAGAAGACCCCCCACUGUAGAUGGACUCAAUGUUUUUUUGAGCCGACCCCCACCUUGGCUGGACCACCGUAUACAUACAUUUUUUUCUGAGGACUGUAACUGGAGCAUAUGUGCUUGCUAUUAUGUUGUUUUUUAUACAUAUAUAUAAAUGAAUAUAUAUAUGUAUAUAUAUAUAGUCUUAUAUCAGCUUAUUGUUAUUGGUUAAUAUUAUAAAGAGGUUCAAUUUGGCAUCUCUAGUGUCAGUGUAUUAAAUCAUCUAAAUAAA
This is a messenger RNA of Ruditapes philippinarum (Manila clam), 11958 nucleotides long. Its product is annotated as rho GTPase-activating protein 5-like. NCBI's taxonomy places the organism in Eukaryota, Metazoa, Mollusca, Bivalvia, Venerida, Veneridae. Gene Ontology annotation, biological process: signal transduction. The record is from RefSeq and is a predicted model, not a curated record. The transcript has 28 exons. Gene Ontology annotation, molecular function: GTPase activity; GTP binding. Bases 299 to 5242 code for a protein of 1647 amino acids.